AUGGCCAGCGCGUCUAUAACGCGUCCAUCUCAUUUCGAUGAGCCUGAGGUGCCGGGUAUUCUCACCCAAACCAUCCUUGCCAGUCCAGUGAUCAAAUGGAUUCUACCAGCGCGUCUUAGAAACAAGAAUCACAAUGAUGUUGUGUUUGUUGGAGAGAAGCGGGUUCAGAUUAAAGAAGCAAUACCUACAGGUUCUCUUGAGGAUGUGGCCGAGAAGACAGAUUUUCCAGGCUCGAUCGGCGCAGCAAAGGUUCUUAAUGUGAGCACGGAGCUCCCUCUGGAAUCACAAAUUCAAUCUGAGGCUGCAUAUGAUGGUCCAUCACAGAUUCUUGUGCUUGCUGUGGACAUGAAAGAGUUGCAAUUCGUCUAUUGUUGCCCGUCAAAGCCUAAUGAGUUCGUCACUUUUCGUCGCCCAUUCCCAGUCAAUGUGAGCUUGGAAAUGCGAUUUGGCAAGCACAUCGCUGUUGAUCCAAAGUCUCGUGCUGUCGCAGUAUGUGCACCAAAAGACUUCUUUGGAAUCAUGCGGCUUAAAUCUCCUCGUGAAGCUCAGUCGCAGAUGGCUAACGGGACACUGGACCCCAUCGAAGAGGAAAAAUUCUAUCGAAUUGAAGGAACCAUCAUGUUCAUGGAAUUUCUUUAUCCCAAGACUGCUGACGAUAAAAACAUUAUGCUGCUUCUAAUCGUGCAACUAGACGGUGUCACUGAUGCUGUGAUCUAUGUGUGGAAAGACAACGAACGUCUCAGUGCUAAGGAGCCAGAAAUACAUGAUUUCAAACUUCGCAAGCAGCACAGGUUGCCGACCAUGAUCGUCCCGCUGACCAAGGAAUCGUCUUUUUUGGUCCUUACUACCACGUCCAUGGCAGUCUAUUCUCUUGAUGGCGGAGCACGCCAUACAAAAUACCCCUUCCUCGCCCCCAACUCAGAUAUAAGUGCCGCAUCGAUGUGGACUCGGUGGGCAAGACCGGCCCGCAACUGGCUGUACAGUCAGUCCCAUGAUGGAAUCUAUCUUUGCCGCGAGGACGGCUGGAUUUAUCUUCUGGAGUUCGGCAAUGAGGGAAAUUUAGAAAAUCAAACUUCCCUGGGCCAGAUCCACUGUGAUGUUGAUAUGGCGUUUGAUGUCCUCGACAUGGGCUCCCAAGGUGGUGACUUCAUCCUGGCAUCGGGUAGCACUGGUGAUGGCGGACUAUUUGUACAAGAGGCUCGAGCUGGCCCGAGGUGUGUGCAAAGAUUCUUCAACUGGGCCCCAGUUCGGGAUGGUACCAUGGUCUCCCCAGUGACCCAAAGUACAUCCUAUGGAGGAAUUGCCAGUAAUCGUCUUUUUGCUUGCUCUGAUUCCACAGCCAACCGUGGCGCGCUCCAUGAGUUUCGAUGGGGGUUUGAGGCUCAACAGGGUUUCAACGUGCCGCUUGAUGAUUUUUCGAGUAUCCGAGACAUGUGGACUAUGUCUGAAGUUGUGAACGGUGGUGUUUUCAUCCUACUUUCCGAUCCCCUUUCGACCUUGCUUCUCUACUUGAACCAGGAUAUGGACGAAUCAAUCAUCGCCCUUGAAGAAGAACAGACAGGACUGGACAGUAGACAAACUUUGGCUGCAGGAUACACCCAUGAUGGCGUUCUUAUUCAGGUUACUGAAGAAGCAACUCAUCUGUUCGCUCUCCACAACACCUCUUUGAAUACACGUGUGUCGCACAAAGACCGGGUCGCUAUCCUCACAGUAGCUGUUGAUGGGCCAAAAUCAGCAGUGGUUACCGCUGUGCGGUAUCAAGAACAGGCAUUUAUCUACAUGACUAAAAUAUUUGUCACCGGAGAUGAUGAAAUUCGCUUGGAUGUUGGUGAGCCUGUCAAUAUUGCCAAAGAGCCCAUUUGCCUUUCUCUGCAAACAUUUGGGGAUAUGACAUUUCUCUUCUUGGGUAACCCCGAUGGCACUAUUGACGUUUUUCUGAUUGAGAACAACGCUCCCGCCUUUUUGUUCGAGACUUCUAUUACCCUUGAAGGUAAUGCCGACUUAUCCACGGUCGUUGAAAGCUUCGCGACCAUCCGGACUACUUCGGCAAAUGGCACUUUACGCGCAUUCCUCCUUUGUGGAUUGCGAAGUGGGAUGCUUGUCUCAUUUGAAGUGGAUUUCAAUGCUAACAACUUGAUCGGACUACAACAGAAGGAGGCAAAACGAAUCGGAACAACGUCUAUUCGACUCAAAGAGAAAAGCACGUUCGUUCUACUCACAUGUGGAGAUGAGUUAUGGCAUGUGUCAUACCGUUCGGACUGCAUUCCCUCUGAGUAUUCCAUUCGACGGGUCUGGAUCACAGAUCAGAGCAAUCCUGCAUAUUUCCCCGUUUCUAUCCAUGGUUUUGAUCUUAUCGACCCACAUAACCCAGAGGCAGGAGCUCCGUUGGGAGAUCUAUUCUGCUUCGCAGACCGACAGCUUCUGGUAUGCUCUCUGAGCAAAGAAGCUAAGAUGGUUCCACGACGCAUCGGUUUGCCUGGAAAACCACAGAAAAUGGCAUACUCGACUAUUCUCCAGGCUUUAAUCGUGUCAUACAACAUUUCCAGUGUAGAGGAUCCCGAAAAUCCCCUCACCAAGACGGUAAAAUCUUUCAUCGAAUUUGUGGAUCCGGAUUCACAGAGCUCUGUGGUCCACAAUAACUCCGAUCCACCUUGUUGGAGACCCGAGUCGGCUCGUGGGGAGACAGUCUCUUGCAUCCUGGAUUGGACAUUUGAAAGAGAUGGGAAAACCUACUACAUGGUGGCCAUUGGAACGUCCAUGCCGGUUUUGUACCACAAUGACCCCCAACAGGGUAGGCUCAUUCUACUUGCCCCUCGACGAGACCCAUUCGAACCAUACAAAAUCAAUUGCGUGACUCAAUUCACCCGAAUAAUGCAAGGUCCAAUCCAUGCACUGGCGGCCUACGAAGAUAGUCUCAUAAUCGGGGCGGGUAACUUCCUGGUCCCUAUGGCAUCCAAGGCUGCAUCUACAACGUGGCAUAAAACGGCCCCUACAGAACUCCCAUCUGCGGUGGUUUCCAUCUCUAUUCAUGGGAACUUCAUAUUUACGCUGACUGCGCGACAUUCAUGGCUAGUAUUGGAGAUUGUUAACCAACCAGGACUCAAUGAGAGUUCUGUAAUGUUGGCCCGCGGAUGGGAUCGCAUAGAACGUGACGGAUUGAAUCAUUUGAUCUCCCAUGAUGACCAACCCGUCCUCUACAUGAGCCACCGCGGUGGUCGAGUCUGUGCCACCACGCUUAACGAGACACAAUGGAGCCGGGACACCGUCAACAAGAUCAACCAACCCAACGCUAUUGCGGAAGCCAAGCUUCAUGAGUCAGUACUGCGCUUUGUUCCCGGGAAUAAAAUGGAUAGCAGUUUAUACGGAUUCACCGUUCUUGGCUCUAUCUACCGGUUUGUUCUGCCCAACGCAGAUGAACUGAAACUGUUGAGAUUCCUGCAGAACAUCUGUUACAAGGUCGAUACCAUUUGCCCGUCUGCUCCUAAACAGCUGCGGCGAAGGAACCCCCAUGACUUGACUGCUCCUCAUAUAGAUGGUGAUAUCCUUACUCGUCUGUCAAACCGUGGGCCGGAUUUUCUUGAAAAUAUCAUUACAUCGUUGGACUCGAAUGCUGUUAGGGAACUUUUCAACCGACUUGCGCUCCAGGCUGUAGGAAAUUUGUCUGUCGAAGCAGUCAUCUCCUGGCUGCGAAAGAUGCUCGAUAUCACUAUCUGA
Molecule: messenger RNA, 3714 nt
Organism: Penicillium pulvis
Lineage: Eukaryota; Fungi; Ascomycota; Eurotiomycetes; Eurotiales; Aspergillaceae
Gene: thtA
Product: protein thtA
Exons: 5
Coding region: 1-3714 (1237 amino acids)
Biological process (GO): mRNA splicing, via spliceosome
Cellular component (GO): U2 snRNP; nucleus
Molecular function (GO): U2 snRNA binding; protein binding
Source: RefSeq, a predicted model, not a curated record